This is a messenger RNA of Nelumbo nucifera (sacred lotus), 2416 nucleotides long. RefSeq lists its product as uncharacterized. Lineage: Eukaryota; Viridiplantae; Streptophyta; Magnoliopsida; Proteales; Nelumbonaceae. The record is from RefSeq and is a predicted model, not a curated record. Gene Ontology annotation, molecular function: phosphatase activity.
AUUAUUCUGUCACUCUCCCGACAAAAGAAAAAAAAUAAGCAAGCUUUCAUUUUUCCCUCUCCCUUCCCUUCUUUGGAGGGAAAACCUUUCCACCUACAACACCAUCUCCACUCUCAUCGUCUAUUUUUCAGUAAUAAUAAAAAACCUAGGGUUUUGUCCAGAUGGUUCUGGAUCUUUCUUACCUCCAAACUUCGUGGCUGUGAUCCUGUUUCGAUCGAGGCAGCGGUUCCCGUAAAUUGCUCUGUUCUGUCUUUUCAUUUGAUCGAAUUUAUUUCAGAUAUACAAGGUGAUUCCAGGGCCUGCACUGGCAACCCUGUGGUUUUUCUAGAUUUCUGUUGGAAAAGUUAGAAAACCCAAUCCAGUUUUUAGGUGCUGAGAUUCAUUGUUUUAAUUAUUACUGUUACAUGUGCCAAUCUUUUGAAAGUGAGAUCCUUGAGUUUGGAUAAAGUUUCUAUUUUUCUGCAUUUCCCCUGGGGCAAAUUCGUUAUCAAUAAAUUUUCAAGAUUCACCCUUCUUUAUGAAGUAAGAAUGCAAACCAGAAGGAAACCUUUAACAAGAAAUUCUGCUCGAGAGCAUGCUAGUCCCAGAGUUUGUAGACUACAGAAGAAAGCAUCUGAGAAUAUGCAGGUUGUAGAAAAGAAUGUUACAGAGCUGAUCACAUCUUCUGCUAGAAAGCAGAGAUUAGUGCAACCUUCAGCUGGGCCAAAGAAAAGUAGAGAUCCAGUGGCAGCAACAAAGUUGAAUACAAAUCACAGCUUGGCACAUGGAGAGACCCGUGAUAGAUCACUUGUAUAUGAUACAGUUGAGGAGGCUCGCAUUGGUCAGAAGGACUGUAAUAAGGGUAAUGCUGAAUGUGUCUUGGAGACAAUAUUUUCACCAGCCUUUCACAUUUCUAAAGACCUAGAAGGGGGCAUUGCAAAUGGAGUAAACUUCUUUAAGUUUUUUAGGAGUGAAGACCAUAAAGUCCCUGAGAACUGUAUAGUCAAGGAGCUACAAGAGGACAUGUUGAAGAAUCUUGUUACUCUAGAGACUUCUGACUUGGUUGGAAAAGAAGGUCAGAAUAAUUUUAAUUGGAAUUUCAGAAUGUCUGCAGGCACUAUAUGUUCCGUUGAUGAGAUGGAGGUGGAUUCAAGUGUACUAUCUGACCACAAAGAUGAGCCAAACUGUGGUUCUGACAUGCCAUCUGAUGCAAUGGUUGUGGAUUCUCAUUGUGAUUUAGAUGGAACCAACCUAUCUUCUGAAGUUUCAGCUAUCUAUCUUGCCAUGCAACACUCUAAGUUGGAAUGUGUUGAUGAUCAUACUCAAGUUUCCAUGUCAACAGAAGUAUGUGUGGAUGAAGAUGAUAUUGAAGAAAUUGAUGAUUUUGAUCCAUACUUAUUCAUAAAGAACUUACCAGAGUUGUCUUCGGUGGUGCCAACUUUUCGGCCUAUGCUCCUACCGAAACAAACACGGAGGUGCCCUCCCAUUACACUUGUUUUAGACUUGGAUGAGACUUUGGUGCACUCCACUCUAGAACAUUGUGAUGAUGCAGAUUUUACGUUUCCAGUAAAUUUUAAUCUCAAGGAGCACACAGUCUAUGUCCGGUGUCGGCCCUAUCUCAAGGAUUUUAUGGAGAGGGUUGCCAACCUCUUUGAGAUCAUCAUCUUCACUGCAAGCCAAAGCAUAUAUGCUGAACGGCUUCUUAAUGUAUUGGACCCUAAAAGGAGGAUAUUCCGUCACCGUGUUUAUCGUGAGUCCUGUGUUUUUGUAGAGGGUAACUACCUCAAAGAUCUAUCAGUUCUUGGCCGUGAUUUAGCACGUGUUGUCAUAAUUGACAACUCUCCACAGGCAUUUGGCUUCCAAGUGGAUAAUGGUAUCCCAAUAGAGAGCUGGUUUGAUGAUCGCUCAGAUCAAGAGUUGCUUUUGUUAUUGCCCUUCCUGGAGAGUUUGGUUGGAGUUGAGGAUGUUCGUCCUUCGAUAGCUAAGAAGUUCAAUCUUCGGGAAAAAAUAGCUGCAGCAGUUUAUCCUUCACUGAAUUACAAAGGAGAUCUCUUUGAAAGGUGAGUGUAGGAAUGACCACCUCGAUGUAAUUUGGCCUCACCAUGCACUAAGCAUCAAUAUCUUGCUUGAUUGAGAAUGCAACCAUGAAACCAUGCCGUAGAGGAGUAAUGUUGAUUACACAGAGAGAAGUAGCACCGUGAGAAGACAAGUGGAAAGUGCUAGGGCAAGGUUAGCAGUAGCGUGCAAAUGGUUGUUGUUCUGUGUCCAACAGUCUAAAAAAGCACGUAAUUUAUUUUGCUUUAUGUUUAGGGAACUAGAAAUUGUUUAAGAUGCUCAUAUAAAUCAUUUGAUUUUGUUGGGAAAGUGUUUGGAGAGGAUGUUCUGUAGGUAAGGCUUAAAGUUACAACGAGAUUUUAUUUAUGCUUUAUUUUUAUCA